AUGAGUAGCAGUGAGGACAGCGACGAACGUGAAACUGAGAAGGGAGAAGAGUUCAUUGUGGAGAAGAUCCUUGGAAAACGAACACGCAAGGGAGAAGUGGAAUAUUUAAUUAAAUGGAAAGGAUACCGACUAGAUGAUAGCACAUGGGAACCUGCUAAGCAGUGUAAUUGCGAAAGCUUGAUUGAGGAAUUUGAAAGAUCGCAGGAAACUGGUUCACCUCAGAAAAGUAGAAAACGCAAGAACGCUCAAGGAGAUGAUGAAAAGGCGUUGCCGAAGCUAAGUGAUAAUGCCAAAGAUAUUUUCGAUGAUGGGACCUCCGAUGAUACCCCCGUUGUUCGCCCCUUAAAAGUGAAGAACAGGGAAGAAGAUGAUAAGAAGUACGGCGUUUGUGAAGGACGAAAAAUCUCAAGGAUACUUGGUCUGAACACCAAAGGUUCCGAAUUAAGGAUGUUAGUGGUAUAUUCAGAUGCCAAGAAAUUCUACAAGAAGGAUGCUGAACUGGUUCCAUCACGUAUUUUACGGCAUUACGCUCCACAGGCCAUUAAGAUGGAGUGUCUAUUAAGCAAAACGAAUUUUUAA
Necator americanus (New World hookworm) is the source of this 579-nucleotide messenger RNA. RefSeq lists its product as uncharacterized. Gene Ontology annotation, molecular function: chromatin binding. Bases 1 to 579 code for a protein of 192 amino acids. The transcript has 8 exons. Gene Ontology annotation, biological process: chromatin organization; negative regulation of transcription by RNA polymerase II. Lineage: Eukaryota; Metazoa; Nematoda; Chromadorea; Rhabditida; Ancylostomatidae. Gene Ontology annotation, cellular component: pericentric heterochromatin; nucleus. The record is from RefSeq and is a predicted model, not a curated record.